ACGUUCCAAUUUAAAUGCAUUCUCAUUAUUAUUCAUUGUCCAAAGUCAGGGAAGUGGGAUAUAGCUGAUUAUAGACUCCUGGGCUUUCAGAUAUAAGGACUGCUAGGACACCGGUCACUGGUGUGGAUCCUCCUUUGGUCACCCCUGACCCAAGUUCUCCAGGACUUAGUUAUUCCCAGCUCUGGUGACUGUGCUGCAUGAGGAAACCAGAAAUCACAGCUCAAGACUAUCCACAGCUCUGCAAGCCUCAGAGGUCGUGUGCGUCCAAGCAUGUCAGUGAAGUAUGAAGACAUCCAGCCCUUGGAGAGUGAAGAGAAAAGCCAGCGGUUUAGGAAUGGGCCACGUUCUCCUCAGUCCUUGCUGCAGCGUCUCUGGUCCGGACCCCACCUCCACCUGCUCACCCUGGGCCUCAGCCUCCUUUUGCUGGUCAUCAUCUGUGUGAUCGGAUCUCAAAUUUCCAAGCUUCAGUGGGACCUGUUGACCCUGAGAACAACUUCCCUCAACUUCACAUCAAGCACCAUGGCUGAGGUCCAGGCACUGAACUCCCACAGUGGCAGCUUGCAAGAAAUGAUAACAUCUCUUCGAGGUGAAGUGGAGGGACACAAGCAGGAGCUGCAAGCAGCCCGCAGCUUGAACGAUAAGGUGUUUACUCUGGAAAGCGAGCUGGAUAAACAGGUGCAGGAACUCAAAGCAGGUCUUUUCAACAUGCUCCUUCUAGUCCAGCAGCUGGCCAAUGAGCUGAAAUCCGUGACUUGCCAGAUGGCUGCUGCCAAGACCAAUGGCUCUCAGAAUACCUACUGUCCCUCUGACUGGGUGGAGCACAAAGACAGCUGCUACUGGUUCUCUCAUUCUCAGAAGUCCUGGUCUGAGGCUGAGGAAUACUGCCAGCUGAGUGGCGCCCACCUGGUUGUCAUCAAUUCCUUGGAGGAGCAGAAUUUUGUCCAGGAUAAUACAUGCUCCUUGCACCACUGGAUUGGCCUCAGCGAUUCUGAAGGAGUUUGGAAAUGGGUGGAUGGGACAGACUAUGACACCAACUUCAAGAACUGGGGUGAGAACCAGCCGGAUGACUGGGAUGGACAUGGCCUCGGUGGAGGUGAGGACUGUGCCCACGUCCGGACCAACGGCCAAUGGAAUGACGAUGUCUGCCAGACACCCUUCCACUGGGUCUGUGAGACCAGCUUGGGCAAGGCCAGUUAGGAGAAUCACUGGGUUACUUCCUGUUGACCCCCAGCCAUGGAAAUGGUGAAAAAAAAUUCUUCCCCAGAAAUUAUCCCUCUGAGGGAGAGGAAUAAACCUGGUAGACUGGCAACAUUGCCAUUAUUUUGCUUUUUUUCGUCCUUAACUUUAAGAAGACUAUAUGGAAUUCGUAAGUUUUUAUUUUUAUCUUUAAAAAUCAACUUUAUUGAGAUAUGAUUUUCACACAAUAAAAUGCACCUAUUUUUAUUUAAAGUGUAGA
This is a messenger RNA of Loxodonta africana (African savanna elephant), 1456 nucleotides long. RefSeq names its product C-type lectin domain family 10 member A-like. Bases 271 to 1197 code for a protein of 308 amino acids. The record is from RefSeq and is a predicted model, not a curated record. The transcript is spliced from 10 exons. NCBI's taxonomy places the organism in Eukaryota, Metazoa, Chordata, Mammalia, Proboscidea, Elephantidae. Gene Ontology annotation, molecular function: signaling receptor activity.